AUGGCAAGGCUCUCGACACCAGCCACCAAGUCCAAGACACCAAAACCGUCCGCAGGUAACAAUGGUCAGCAUGCGCCGUCUCCUGCGCACGAGGCAGCAUUGAGGACUCUACCACGACAAGAACUACACCGGCCGACGAAGCAAGCGUCCUACGAGCUUGCCAACCACGCCAAAGCCUAUCUUGAGGGUGGCCAAUACGCCAGCGGUUAUGACUUCCUCUACAGCCUACUCGCAGCUGGCACCAGCAUCUCGACGCCCGCAAAGCCAUACAUAGGCUUUCUCGCACCGCCUGCAUACAUCGCAUUCGCCUCUUCCACAGUCGUCGAUCCCAAAUUCACAACCAAAGCGCAAUCACAAGACGCUGUCAAAGGCUCCAAUGCUGCGCUGCGAUAUUUGCAAUGCUUACGCACGACGAUAGACGGUCCCGCAUACCCAACUAUAAAGAAAGCCUUCACGUUCCCAGACGAGCGCAACAGAAGACGUGCGCCGGCCAAAAGAACAGAUGCCAGCUCAUCGCCAGAGCCGGCUGGCGACAUCGAGCGAAUAGCGGGCGAGGCUGCGAAUCAGAAGAGCCUGUGGUAUCGCGCAGACGACUUCUGGCAUAUCGUAGGAUGGUCAUUCAACUGCGCAAUAAUACACAAGAAACGGUGGAGUCGGUGGAAGCUAUGGCUGGCGAAUAUGGUCGACUUUCUAGAAACAGAUUGGGAUGUCUGCGUCAAGCAAAGCAAGCUGCUAGACGGGACGAUCGAUACGGCAGCCCUACAACAGAGUCUAGUCUGGCACUACAUUAUCGGACAUGAGGGAGCUUCAAUGAACCGCUCCAGGAGGCGCCGAAUGGUCAAGGCUAUACUUGCGACGGCCACAUCCGAGUCGCUCAAAGAGUAUCCGGAGAUAUGGGACAAGGAGACAGUAGAGCUGAGACGUAAGAAGGAUGAAGGUCAGCCUGUGCGGGACAUUGACUUUGAGACUGGGGAGCUGGCCGACUAUGGCAGCGAUGAAGACAUGCAGGACGCACCGGAAGACAGCGACAGUGAGAGCACAGAUGGCAUCGUUGUGGACACCAGCGGACUGGCCGCAAGAAACACACGCGAAGCCAUAGAGCACCUUGGCGGGCAAGACGCGAUUGAGCUGCGCCAGCGUCUCAUAGCACUUCUUGUCCACGUAGCCGAAGCCUUACCAGCCCACUUCACACCCCUCUUCGACCUCUGCGACACCAUCCUCGAAGACUUCAACGCUCUCCCGACCGUCACAUUCCAAGUCCUGUUAUCCACAAUGAAGCUACCGCAUAAGAUUCGUCUUGCCUUUACCGUCAACCUCCUCCAUCCCCUGAUCACAGGCAAGCCACCCAACUACUUCAUCCGCCAGCCCACACAAGAGGACUUUGAAGAGAUACUUUUACCCUUGCGAGGGACGACAAAGAGCUUUGCGGCAAACGCCAAGAUCUCUUUGAUUCUAGAACAGAUAGUGCUGCGCACGAUGGAACAGCAACUCCUCAAGCCCACGGACGCUCUGAGGGAAGCUAUGGAGUCUGGUAUCGAUGCGCGGAACAAGGUGCUUGGGACGGGCAAGGGCAAGAGAGGGAACGCUGAAGAGGAGAAUAUAGCUAAGAAGCUCUUGCACACGUCUUCUGAGAGGCUGUUGGGGUUGCUCGAGGUGCUCGAGAUGCAACAUGGGAAGAAGCCACAGCCCAUGCAAGGUAAUAAGCGCAGAGGCGGUGGGGAGAGAGACUUGAUGGUUUCCUUUGGCUCGAAUUUGUCGUCGCUUUCGAGUCCGCCUUCUUCAACUGAGAACGAUACUGAUGCUGAAUGA
Messenger RNA from Alternaria arborescens, 1809 nucleotides. RefSeq lists its product as hypothetical. The coding region runs from base 1 to 1809 and encodes 602 amino acids. The record is from RefSeq and is a predicted model, not a curated record. The transcript is spliced from 3 exons. Lineage: Eukaryota; Fungi; Ascomycota; Dothideomycetes; Pleosporales; Pleosporaceae.